Molecule: messenger RNA, 1401 nt
Organism: Eucalyptus grandis
Lineage: Eukaryota; Viridiplantae; Streptophyta; Magnoliopsida; Myrtales; Myrtaceae
Exons: 4
Coding region: 248-1027 (259 amino acids)
Biological process (GO): snRNA export from nucleus
Source: RefSeq, a predicted model, not a curated record
CGAUUUUCGAAAGACCUAGAGAGAGAGGGAGAGAGAGAGAUUACAGGAAUUCCCCAACAACAGCCGCUCGUCCCCCCGACCUCACUCUCGAUACUGAUCUCGUCGGACCUCCAGUAAAACGGCGGAGCUAAAAUAGAACCGCCGCCGGCGCGCACCGAAACCGCCGCUCCUUCCGGCAGGCGCGGGCAUCGGUGAGCGAGCGAGAGAGAGAGAGAGGCAGGAGCCCGUCGAGUUCCGCCUUUCGCCGAUGGAGGGGGAGAGCGUGCUGGACGCCAUCUACGAAGAGGACGACGACUUCGACAACGGCGGCGAUGUCGAGAUGGUCGACGUGGAGGAGGGCGAGCUCGUCGACGGCCAGGACGCGAGAAGCGAUCCGGCGCGGCCCGGAGGGGAUGGAGGCGGCGCCGCCGAGGACUCGAAGGGGGACGAGCAGAGCAGGAAUCGCAGGCGCAGGGCGAACAAGAAGAAGAACAGGAAGAGGAAGAGGGGCGCUCCUGCCGGGGACGGCUCUAACUUCACCGACAUCAACAGGUUCGUGCUCGAUACCUGUAGGAGACUGAGGGAGAAGAAAUCAUACAUGGUGUAUACUGCCGUCGGCUGUCUGGGAGUGGCCGCUUUGAGUGAUCUCGUCAAAGAGGUAGACGCUAUUCAGGCUUGUGGAGGUCAGAUGACUGCUGAUGGUAAACGGCAACGAACAGGUGGGGGGGUACUAUGGAGUAUCAUUAAAGCACGAGAACCAAAUGCUUACAGAGAGAUAAUGAAAAGAGCAAGAGAAUUUGAGAAGCAAUUCAAGCCACACAAUAUUCAACAAGGACGACAGGAAGAGGCACCUCCUGAUGGACCUACAAAAGUAUCCCCUGAAAGGAGUUCUGUGUCCACUCCAGAUGGUUUCCCGACGAUGCCUGAAUUACAAAAUGCUGAUCAGCAAUCAGCUGGUGAGGAGAAAAGACAAUCCGUGAAAGAACGAAUUAGAGUACCUGUUUCUUACGAAGACAUUCUAGAUGACCCAGAUGAUGGAAGUGGCUAAUGUUUCCAAACAAUGUUGUUAUUUUCCCGUGGUUGUUUCAAUUUGUGCAUAGCAAACAUUCUAACAAGUUUUGCAAUCAUGCUUCAGGCGAAAAAAAAUAUUACAUAGGGUUGGAGAGGUUUGGAGUUAUACUUAUUUACUGAAGGGGAACACGGCAUCCCGGCUUCAGUGGGUGGUUCUGCAGUAAUUAUAGCACAAGUCCGUGGUGACCCUUUUUUGGUCAUAAAAUGGACAUAUUGAUUCAUUUGUGAAAUUCUAUUAUUGGCCAUCUCUUUGGUUUGUGAAAAUGCAUAGAAAGGACAGAGAGCACAUCGAUCGAGUAUUAUUUUUUGUUCCAGAUUUGCCUCAUCAGCAAACCUUUGAAGCUUAACUAC